CGAUGAGAGAUAUGACCAAUGCUGAUGGUCUAAAAUCCAGUGAGACAGAAAUCACCGUUGCGAAGAAUGAAAAAAUGGCGAAACAACAAUAUGACAGUAGCAACACUUAUCAACAUAAAAAAGGCAAAGGAAAAGUAAUAGACUCGCCAAAUUCACCUGGAGGCUUGCAAAUUCCAAGAAAACAAUGGUGA
This is a messenger RNA of Ambispora gerdemannii, 191 nucleotides long. The record is from the annotation of a GenBank genome assembly. NCBI's taxonomy places the organism in Eukaryota, Fungi, Glomeromycota, Glomeromycetes, Archaeosporales, Ambisporaceae.